Cynocephalus volans (Philippine flying lemur) is the source of this 600-nucleotide messenger RNA. RefSeq names its product transgelin 3 (gene TAGLN3). Lineage: Eukaryota; Metazoa; Chordata; Mammalia; Dermoptera; Cynocephalidae. Gene Ontology annotation, biological process: actin filament organization. Gene Ontology annotation, cellular component: actin cytoskeleton. Gene Ontology annotation, molecular function: actin filament binding. The coding region runs from base 1 to 600 and encodes 199 amino acids. The transcript has 4 exons. The record is from RefSeq and is a predicted model, not a curated record.
AUGGCUAACAGGGGCCCGAGCUACGGCUUAAGCCGAGAGGUGCAGGAGAAGAUCGAGCAGAAAUAUGACGCCGACCUGGAGAACAAGCUGGUGGACUGGAUCAUCCUGCAGUGCGCCGAGGACAUAGAGCAUCCGCCCCCCGGCAGGGCCCAUUUUCAGAAAUGGUUGAUGGACGGGACGGUCCUGUGCAAGCUGAUAAACAGUUUAUACCCACCGGGACAAGAGCCCAUUCCCAAGAUCUCAGAAUCAAAGAUGGCUUUUAAGCAGAUGGAGCAGAUCUCCCAGUUCCUAAAGGCUGCGGAGAUCUAUGGCGUCAGGACCACUGACAUUUUUCAGACGGUGGAUCUAUGGGAAGGGAAGGACAUGGCAGCCGUGCAGAGGACCCUGAUGGCUCUAGGCAGCGUUGCAGUCACCAAGGAUGAUGGCUGCUACCGGGGAGAGCCAUCCUGGUUUCACAGGAAAGCCCAGCAGAAUCGGAGAGGAUUUUCAGAGGAGCAGCUUCGCCAGGGACAGAACGUAAUCGGCCUGCAAAUGGGCAGCAACAAGGGAGCCUCCCAGGCGGGCAUGACCGGGUACGGGAUGCCCAGGCAGAUCAUGUGA